Scutellospora calospora is the source of this 226-nucleotide messenger RNA. NCBI's taxonomy places the organism in Eukaryota, Fungi, Glomeromycota, Glomeromycetes, Diversisporales, Gigasporaceae. The record is from the annotation of a GenBank genome assembly.
AUGCAAAUUUUCGUUAAAACUCUUACCGGAAAGACUAUCACUCUUGAAGUCGAGUCGUCAGAUACAAUUGAUCAAGUUAAACAAAAGAUUCAAGAUAAGGAAGGAAUUCCCCCAGACCAGCAACGUUUGAUUUUUGCUGGUAAACAAUUAGAAGAUGGUCGCACUUUAUCUGAUUAUAACAUCCAGAAGGAAUCCACACUUCACUUAGUACUUCGACUUCGCGGUG